AUUUCGGCGAUCGCUUGAGUUGUCAGUGAGACACUGUAACAGUGAUUUGUUUUUAUUUAUGCCGUACUCAGUAUAUCAACAACAAUCAGUCGGUUUCCAUUUGAUAGUCACCGUGUUCGAAGCGACAAACAAUAUUUUUUGUUCAACAAAAUUUGCGGUAAUUGAUUAUAGCGACAAAAGACUUUGACCAUACAAUUAAUCGAAAUACAAACAAUGACAACAACAACUGUGUAUUGAAUCGCACAAAAUGUAUUCCUAUUUAUUCUACCCGAAAUUAGAUAAACUUCACUGAAUCUCAAUUAUAUUUUUGGUCGGCGGUGUGAACGAUGUUGUAUUCAACGGGAACGUAUAAAAAAUGUAAAAAUAUACGGCAUUUUGCAAAUGUCGCAUUGAAAGAGAAAGAGACGAGCAAUCGAUGUUUUGAAAAUGAAAUAAAAGCAUCCACCAAAACGGCGACAAAAACAUCGAUAACAAAUCUCAAAGCAAAAAAAUAUGACGAUAUUCCGGGGCCCAAAGGAAUUUUCGGCAUUGGAACAUUUUAUCAUUAUUUUCCAGUAUUUGGAAAGUACAGUUGGGAUGAAGUGCACAAAUCGGGUUUGGAUAAAUAUUCAAAAUACGGUGAUAUUGUGAAAGAACGAAUGGUUCCAGGUGUUGAUAUUAUUUGGCUCUAUGAUCCAAAUGAUAUAUCCAAGGUGUUGAAUAAUUCAGGUCCGGAUAUGUAUCCGCAACGAAAGAGUCAUUUGGGCUUAGAAAAAUACCGAAAAGAUCGUCCACACAUUUAUAAAACCGGCGGUCUCUUACCUACAAAUGGACGCGAGUGGUGGCGUUUAAGAUCCGAAUUUCAAAAAGGACUCAGCUCACCGAAUCACAUUCGACAAUUUUUGAAUGAUUCCGACAAAAUUACCAAAGAAUUUGUAUCACAAGUUCAACCCACUAUUGAUACCGAAAAUGUGGCUGAUUUUUUACCUGAAUUAUCACGAUUGAAUUUGGAAUUGGUUUGUUAUUUAGCGUUUGACGUUCGAAUGCAUAGUUUUACCGACAAAGAACGGCAUCCAAAAUCCCAUUCAACACGACUAAUACAAGCGGCAGAAGAUUCAAAUAGUUGUUUAAUUCCGCUCGAUCAAGGUUUUCCCAUUUGGCGAUACAUUGAAACACCAAUUUAUCGGAAAUUUCGAUUGUCUCAAGAAUAUAUGGAGAGCGUUGCUGUCGACUUGGUAAGUCAAAAAAUUUCCUAUUUCGAUGAUAGCAAUGGUGCUCAAUCCAUAACAAGACGAUCUUUGCUCGAUGAUUACUUGUUGAAUCCGAAAUUGGACCUGGCCGAUGUGGUUGGUAUGGCAUGUGAUUUACUUUUGGCUGGUGUUGACACGACAACAUAUUCCACAUGUUUUUUACUCUAUCACUUAGCUCGAAAUCCGAAUGUGCAAGAAAAAGUAUUUCAAGAAGCGUUAACUGUUCUGCCCAAUUAUGAUACGGAUGAAAUAACAGUUGACAAAAUGGCAAAUUAUUUAACAUAUAGCAAAGCCGUACUUAAAGAGACAUUCCGAUUGAAUGCGGUGUCAGUUGGUGUUGGACGUUUUACAAACACCGAUCUCGUUUUAAGCGGAUACAAUGUGCCAAAAGGAACGAUAAUUGUGACUCAAAACUACAUUUCAUGUCGUUUGGCCAAACAUUUUGAGUUACCAUUAAAAUUUAUGCCAGAACGUUGGCUAAAGAAUUCAGACGGAGUAUCAUCGAAAACUGCCAUUAAUCCAUAUUUGGUGUUACCAUUUAGCCAUGGCAUGAGAUCGUGCAUCGCAAGACGAUUCGCCGAACAAAAUAUGCUCGUUUUAAUGCUUCGAAUAAUCCGAAAGUAUGAAAUUGGCUGGGCUGGCGUUGAAUAUUUGGACGUAAAGACAACAACGACAAUAAAUAAACCAGAGCAUCCAGUCAAAUUGACAUUUAAGAAACGACCAAAUUAAUGUUCCUACAGACGCAGUUCUCCUAAUAGCAUGGGAAUCUCACCGAUGUUUUAAGCCUCUGGCUAAAUUGUCAUCAGAGAAAAAAAGAGUCGAGAGACAUCGUUUUUAUGAUUUAUACAAAAAAUAUUUUUUGUUUUUGUUUAUAUUUUUGCUUUAAAUUGUUUCUGAUUUUUUAUCUUUUGAGUUUUAAUUUUACAAUAGAUUGUAUUUUUUUUUUAAAUUUUGCAUCGAUUAUUCGGUGUUUUUCACUGAAUACAAUUAAAUAGAGGAAAUAUUUACACAGUAUAGAGCAAAAGAGGGAUGUGAUAAAAAAUGGCUUAAUUUUCAAACUGCAUUCAAAAUAAUUAUAGAUUUUUUUUAUAUUUUUUCCUUUUUUUUUUUGAAUUCCACGAUCGAACAAGAAUAUUUCGAUACAUU
Molecule: messenger RNA, 2375 nt
Organism: Contarinia nasturtii (swede midge)
Lineage: Eukaryota; Metazoa; Arthropoda; Insecta; Diptera; Cecidomyiidae
Gene: dib
Product: cytochrome P450 302a1, mitochondrial
Exons: 9
Coding region: 327-1958 (543 amino acids)
Molecular function (GO): monooxygenase activity; heme binding; iron ion binding
Source: RefSeq, a predicted model, not a curated record